This is a messenger RNA of Penicillium cosmopolitanum, 879 nucleotides long. RefSeq lists its product as uncharacterized. NCBI's taxonomy places the organism in Eukaryota, Fungi, Ascomycota, Eurotiomycetes, Eurotiales, Aspergillaceae. The coding region runs from base 1 to 879 and encodes 292 amino acids. The transcript has a single exon. The record is from RefSeq and is a predicted model, not a curated record.
AUGGCGCGUGUCGCAAUAGCUGGAGGUAGCAGCUCCACUCUUGGUGUGUCUAUCAUUUCCGCCCUCGAGGCGACUGGCGGUCGCUAUCUUCCGGUCAUCUUGUCCCGAGAACGCAAAUCAAAUCACGCCUCGGAACUCUGGCCUCGCAACCUAGAAGUUCGCCAAGUCGACUACCAUUCGCAUUCAUCGCUUGUGGCUGCCCUGUGCGAUGUCGAAGUGGUCAUCAGUGUCCUCUUGAUACCCGGUCCUGACUGGGUGACGGCUCAAAUAAAUCUGCUUCAUGCGGCGGAAGAAGCAGGCUGUCAUCGCUUUGCCCCUUCUGAGUUUGCUUUAUCGGGCUGGGCACAAGCUAGGGUGGAUAUAUUAGAGGCUAAGAAUGUGGUUUGGCGCGCGGUGCAGUCCUCUGUUGACCUAGGGCGCAUCGAUGCUGCUCGAUUUCCUUGCGGAAUGUUCAUGAACUAUCUCGGAAUUGGCUGCCCAGGUGAUGCAACCCGAACGGAAGCUCUCGCCGGCUUCCAGGAAGGGCCAUAUCUGUUUCACCUUGACAACCGCCACUCACCAUGGGUGGAUGUACCUGUUCGUCAGGAUGGAACGACCCCAAAUUUGACAAUGACGGAUAUCCGAGAUGUGGGCCGGUUUGUCGUUGCCGCUCUAGAUCUACCCGAACCGUGGGCGGGCAGAGAGCUUGGAAUGGCUGGCGAUACUUUGUCUUUUGACGAGCUGGUUGCUCUCUGUCAGAAGCACACCGGCAUGGCAGUAGAAGCUCGCAAGGUCACAGUGGAACAACUGCAAACAAAACUUAAUUCGGUUCCCCCCAUCAGUUUAUCGCCCGUAUGGAGCUUCAGCUGUCCAUCGUCUGUGCCUGUGAUGGGUCUAUAG